This is a messenger RNA of Orbilia oligospora ATCC 24927, 696 nucleotides long. RefSeq lists its product as uncharacterized. NCBI's taxonomy places the organism in Eukaryota, Fungi, Ascomycota, Orbiliomycetes, Orbiliales, Orbiliaceae. The transcript is spliced from 3 exons. The record is from RefSeq and is a predicted model, not a curated record. The coding region runs from base 1 to 696 and encodes 231 amino acids.
AUGUCUGAAAAACGCUCCACCGACGUCACAGAGCCGACUCCCAACGUAGACUCCCCCUUGAAAAAGAAGGUCAAAACCGACGAUAUCGUUGAUAUUACUACCGCUGAUGAUGAUGAUGAUGUCGACACAAAUGGUGCUGAAGCUAUAACUGCUGCUGCUACCACUGACUCCGUCGCACCUGAAGCGGACGUUGAUACAAUGGUCGUUGAGGGGAAAGAUACAAACGGGACGGAAAAGGCCAAAACGGAUUCUACAGCGGAUGAUGCAGCUGCGAAAUGGACUCCUCCGCCGGUUGGGAGUGUAUGUUGGAUUCAGAUCCCCGCGACGGAUGUGGGAAGGAGUAAGGCAUUCUACACCUCAGCCUUCUCAUUCUCCUUCAAACCCACCCCGGCCGGCUACAACGAAGAAGAUAUCGCAAUGUUCAUCCUCCCAAACCCCGGUGGUUCCUUAACCGGUGGUAUCUGCAAAGUUGAUUCUAAUUCUACACCUUCCGGAUCAACGAUUUUGUAUUUCAUGGUGGAGGAUGUGGAUAAAGCACUCGAGAAGAUUGUGGAAUUGGGAGGGAAGGUUAGAGAGGAGAAGAAGCCGGAGGGGCAACAUGGACUUGUGGGGUUGUUUGAAGAUACUGAGGGGAAUGUACACGGUGUGUAUCAGAUGAAGCCUGCCGCACCCGCCGCUGAUGAAGCGGCAGAGUAA